Tripterygium wilfordii is the source of this 744-nucleotide messenger RNA. RefSeq names its product ribonuclease S-F11-like. Gene Ontology annotation, biological process: RNA catabolic process. Bases 1 to 744 code for a protein of 247 amino acids. The record is from RefSeq and is a predicted model, not a curated record. Gene Ontology annotation, cellular component: extracellular region. Lineage: Eukaryota; Viridiplantae; Streptophyta; Magnoliopsida; Celastrales; Celastraceae. Gene Ontology annotation, molecular function: ribonuclease T2 activity; RNA binding. The transcript has 3 exons.
AUGGCAAGAAAGUUGUCAUAUGGAAAUAUCAUUGGUUCUAUCUUCGUUAUCAUAUUUUUAGCAUCUACUGCACAAGCAUUAGUUUGGGGAAGCUACCACUACUACAAAAUCAUCUUACGAUGGCCUGAAUCAUACUGUAAUGCUCGUUCCCAUUAUUGUAUAAGACCAAUCAAAGCAAAUUUCUCCAUACACGGUGUCUGGCCAAUGUAUUUCUUUGAUACACUGGUUAAGGAGUUCAACCAGACUGGAUGCACAGAGACAACUCCAACUUUACCACAAUUUAUUACAAGGGCGCGAUUGGCUACGAUACUAGACGAUAUGGAUGAAUAUUGGCCGGAUGUUAAGCAUGGCCAUAACCUUUCAGAAAAUGAACAAUUUUGGCAAUAUCAAUGGCAAACGCAUGGAAUGUGUUUUGAGUAUCCCAACCGACCUUUGUUAUAUUUUCAGACAGGUUUAAGUUUGAUGACUCAACUUGAUUUGCUUGAUCUUCUUAAAGGAGCAAAUAUAUUUCCCGAUAAUUCAUAUGGGUAUCGAGCAUCAGUUAUUAAAGCAAUUAUUGAAACCCGUGUGGGAGAGCAAGUUGAAAUUCGUUGCAACAGGCCGAUAGAGGGGUGGCCUUUACAGUUGCAUGAAGUUGGAGUAUGCUUUGAUAGGGAAGGUGAUGUUAUGCGGUGCCCAUAUGGAUAUUUUAAGUGCAACAAGUCCGAUAUGAUACAAUUUCCUGCUCCUCUUGUUUACAAUUAA